UUAAAAAAUGUUUCGUUUUUGCUAAGAUAAACCAAUUUUUAGGAGCGCUCGAGCUUUGCAGGCUCCGCAGCGGCAUGGCGCGGAUUCGCCAGCGCCUCUGCUGCUUGGAUUCGCAAGCGCCGUCGUUGCCGACGCCUUCUCCUGCCUCCAAGCAUUUGAUCAGGAUGAAUAAGAAAUCCAUCGCCGACGACUGUGACCUGUCUUCACGUGCGAUUUCCCUUAUCAACUUAGAGCUGCUGUUGCGGAGGCAGCUCCUUCACAGCGCUGAUCGAUCAGUGCUUUCUAAGCAAAGACAGUUAUUUUUCUUUUCUAUUUCAGAGGCGAGAGGUGGAAUGGAUGGGGGAGGUGGUCUCUCCUGGAUGCUCCACAGGACCAAGAUCUCUCCCUGGUGUGGUGGUCACGGGAGGAGCUUUUACUGCUGACUCCCAGGGGGAUCGAGUAGUGAGUGAAAGGUGGUUCAAAGGCCUGGGCUUAUCUCCGGAGACGCGGAGUUUCUGUAUUCGAUGCAGCUCCGAGUUCUGGAAAGCAUGAGUGUGGGGGAUCUCUGAAAGAGCUGUGCUGUUUUCCGGAAACGAAGAGAUCGUUGUGAGUGUGUGGCAUAUUUAUUUUCUGGACGCUGCAGAGAAGUACUAUUUCUGAGAAAACAGAGACACGCUCACUCACAAAGCUGCAGGGGUAAGCUUUGCCGGUACUUUCAGACCCAGUCUCACUCUCGGACUUGCAGUACUCGGCGAAAUUGCUAAGAAAGACGGAUCAAUAUCGUGCUGUGUAUGCGAGCAAGCAUUUGUUCUGGAAUGAGCAUGGCGGGACUCAAGACGGAAAGAGGUGCAUUUCUCUCAGCAGUAGAUCUGUGAAUCUCAAGACACUGUCAAAACUCUCAGGGUGCUGCUGCGCUUAAAGCGAGCUCUCAGAAUUGCCAAUGCUGAAGCAGCGCCUCUCUUCGUUGCAAUACUGUUCUGCUUUCGUAAACUAAGUUCAUUCCAGUUACCUCUACUACUUCGAGAAAGGCGUCCCGGUCCCGCUCGCAGCAGGUCCUUGAUUGUAGUUAAAGCCGAGUGAUCCCUCUCAGCGGGAGUGGACUUUAUCUUCGAAAGAAUCAAAAAGAGACCUCGACCUUGGCAGCGAA
This is a messenger RNA of Selaginella moellendorffii, 1126 nucleotides long. RefSeq lists its product as uncharacterized. The record is from RefSeq and is a predicted model, not a curated record. NCBI's taxonomy places the organism in Eukaryota, Viridiplantae, Streptophyta, Lycopodiopsida, Selaginellales, Selaginellaceae. The transcript has 2 exons. Bases 75 to 422 code for a protein of 115 amino acids.